This is a messenger RNA of Periophthalmus magnuspinnatus, 1180 nucleotides long. RefSeq lists its product as uncharacterized. The record is from RefSeq and is a predicted model, not a curated record. Gene Ontology annotation, molecular function: structural constituent of chromatin; protein heterodimerization activity; DNA binding. Gene Ontology annotation, cellular component: nucleosome. Lineage: Eukaryota; Metazoa; Chordata; Actinopteri; Gobiiformes; Gobiidae. Gene Ontology annotation, biological process: nucleosome assembly. The transcript is spliced from 4 exons. Bases 1 to 1116 code for a protein of 371 amino acids.
AUGAGCGGCCGCGGAAAAGGAGGCAAAGGACUCGGGAAAGGAGGCGCUAAGCGUCACCGUAAAGUUCUCCGUGACAACAUCCAGGGCAUCACCAAACCCGCCAUCCGCCGUCUGGCUCGUCGCGGCGGUGUGAAGCGUAUCUCCGGUCUGAUCUACGAAGAGACCCGCGGAGUGCUCAAGGUGUUUCUGGAGAACGUGAUCCGUGACGCAGUGACGUACACCGAGCACGCCAAGAGGAAGACCGUGACCGCCAUGGACGUGGUGUACGCCCUGAAGAGACAGGGCCGCACUCUGUACGGCUUCGGAGGUAAGAACAUAAUGCCUGAUCCAGCGAAGACCGCGCCCAAGAAGGGCUCAAAGAAAGCCGUGACCAAAACGGCCGGGAAAGGCGGAAAGAAGAAGAGAAAGACCAGGAAGGAGAGCUACGCCAUCUACGUGUACAAAGUGCUGAAGCAGGUCCACCCCGACACUGGCAUCUCCUCCAAGGCCAUGAGCAUCAUGAACUCCUUCGUCAACGACAUCUUCGAGAGGAUCGGCGGAGAGGCCUCCCGCCUGGCGCACUACAACAAGCGCUCCACCAUCACCUCCAGGGAGAUCCAGACCGCCGUGCGCCUCCUGCUGCCCGGAGAGCUGGCCAAGCACGCCGUGUCCGAGGGAACCAAGGCCGUCACCAAGUACACCAGCUCCAAGUGUAAAUGGGAUCAGAAUCUCAGGAACCUCAAUUCCACAACGGGAUUCAGCGGGAAUGCCCACAUCCUCCCACGGCGCAGCUCAGUGCGCGUCAUUUACGAAUCAACUGCAAACAUGAGCGGCCGUGGAAAAGGAGGCAAAGGACUCGGGAAAGGAGGCGCCAAGCGUCACCGUAAAGUUCUCCGUGACAACAUCCAGGGCAUCACCAAACCCGCCAUCCGCCGUCUGGCUCGUCGCGGCGGUGUGAAGCGUAUCUCCGGUCUGAUCUACGAGGAGACCCGCGGAGUGCUCAAGGUGUUUCUGGAGAACGUGAUCCGUGACGCAGUGACGUACACCGAGCACGCCAAGAGGAAGACCGUGACCGCCAUGGACGUGGUGUACGCCCUGAAGAGACAGGGCCGCACUCUGUACGGCUUCGGAGGUUAAACGAUACUGACCUGAACGACACCAACGGCUCUUUUAAGAGCCAUCCACCGGCUCUAAAGCGCAA